GACGUUGUAGCAAUGGGCGCGUGGUGCGGCACAUGAGCGAUGCGCACAAACCUGCACUAGUCCUCCCCCUCCGCCUACUGCUAGUGUGCGCCCUGAUCGCCUUGCGUGCGCCGGUUGCGCACCCCCCUAUCCUGCGCACCCCCUCCCUUCCUAACCCUCUCAACGAGUCCACCACCAUAAACAGCAACAAUAAGGUCGAUACGACCAACCUGGUUGAGAUCUCGGAUUCGAAUCGCCGGCGAGCCAUGUCGAAAGCCCGUGUUUACGCGGACAUCAAUGUCGUACGGCCCAAGGAGUACUGGGAUUACGAGUCUCUCACCGUUCAGUGGGGUGAUCAAGAUGAUUAUGAGGUUGUACGGAAGGUUGGAAGGGGAAAGUACAGUGAGGUUUUCGAGGGCAUAAAUGUGAAUAGUAACGAGCGUUGCAUAAUCAAGAUCCUCAAGCCUGUUAAGAAAAAGAAGAUAAAGAGAGAGAUAAAAAUACUCCAGAACCUUUGUGGGGGCCCAAAUGUUGUCAAGCUUCUUGAUAUUGUCAGAGAUCAGCACUCAAAAACUCCUAGCUUGAUAUUUGAGUAUGUGAACAGUACAGAUUUCAAGGUUCUGUACCCCACAUUGACUGAUUAUGACAUACGCUACUACAUAUAUGAACUUCUCAAGGCAUUAGAUUACUGCCAUUCGCAAGGAAUAAUGCACAGGGAUGUCAAGCCUCACAAUGUUAUGAUAGACCAUGAGUUGCGGAAACUUCGCUUGAUAGAUUGGGGUCUCGCUGAGUUUUACCACCCUGGCAAGGAAUAUAAUGUCCGUGUGGCUUCGAGAUACUUUAAGGGGCCCGAACUUCUUGUUGAUUUACAAGACUAUGACUAUUCUUUAGACAUGUGGAGCCUUGGAUGCAUGUUCGCUGGAAUGAUUUUCCGCAAGGAGCCAUUCUUUUAUGGUCAUGACAAUCACGAUCAGCUUGUCAAAAUUGCCAAGGUACUUGGGACUGAUGAGUUAAAUGCAUAUCUGAAUAAGUAUCAUUUAGAGCUUGAUCCUCAACUUGAUGCGCUUGUUGGGAGGCACAGCAGGAAGCCCUGGUCCAAAUUUAUUAAUGCAGAUAAUCAGCAUCUGGUUUCUCCAGAGGCCAUCGAUUUUCUUGAUAAGCUCCUACGGUAUGAUCAUCAGGACAGGCUAACUGCAAGAGAAGCCAUGGCGCAUCCAUAUUUCUCGCAGGUGAGGGCAGCAGAAACUAGCAGGAUGCGGACACAAUAGGUUGAUCAUUUGAUGUCCAUGUACACAAACAAACCAGAGCCUCUGUUAUUUGGAAUGUGUAUUAUAAACCCUAAAACUGUUUUUGGCUGCCUCUUGCUUGCUGUAGGCAGUCAAGGUUGCGUGUAUGGGUUCUCACCAAGUCAUCUCUAAGUCUCUUGUUUUGUUUGAAUGAAACUCUGUUUUCAAUUGUUUAUGUUGAAGCACUUCAAUGCCA
This is a messenger RNA of Alnus glutinosa, 1461 nucleotides long. RefSeq names its product casein kinase II subunit alpha-2. Gene Ontology annotation, molecular function: ATP binding; protein serine/threonine kinase activity. Gene Ontology annotation, cellular component: protein kinase CK2 complex; nucleus; cytosol. The coding region runs from base 33 to 1247 and encodes 404 amino acids. Lineage: Eukaryota; Viridiplantae; Streptophyta; Magnoliopsida; Fagales; Betulaceae. Gene Ontology annotation, biological process: protein phosphorylation. The record is from RefSeq and is a predicted model, not a curated record. The transcript has 10 exons.